AUGAGUGCAUCAGAUAUAAAUGUUACUGUGUCAGGUAUAUCUUCUGGUGCCGCUAUGGCUGUUCAAUUCCAUAUGGCAUACUCAAAAGAAAUCAGUGGAUGUGGUAUUUUAGCUGGUUCACCCUAUCUAUGUGCUGGCAACUUGACAGGAGUUACUAAAUGUAUGCAGGGUCCAGUUCAAAAUAUUUCUGCCCUUCGUAUUCUAUUGAAACUUGAAUCUUAUGAAUCAGCUGGAAACAUUGAUAGUCUUUCAAACAUUGAAAAUGAUUCAGUGUAUAUCUUUUCUGGUACAAAAGAUUUAGUAACGCUUCCUAGUAUCGUCAAGUUAAAUGAGAAAAUUUAUUCGGUAUUGGGUGCUAAUAUCAAGACUAACUAUGAGUUGCCAGCAGCACAUGGUUUUCCAACAGAUAACUUCGGUGAAAGUUGCGAUGUGUUAAAUAUAAAGAAUUUUAUCAAUAAUUGUGGUUUUAAUAUGGCUUAUGAUGUUUUGAAUCAUCUCCAUGGUGGUCAGCUUAUCGCACCCAAAUCAAACUCUGCAACUCCUCUUGUCGGACAAAUGCUUGUAUUUCGGCAAGCAAAUUUCCAGAAUCCUCCUCCAUCUUUGGCUGUAGGUGAUAUUUCGAGUAUUUCUGUUUUAAAAUGGAUAUCAGAUACAAUGUCUUUCUACAAUCCAACCAAAUGGGGUUGGCCAACGUCAGGUCUCUUCAAUUUGACAAUGCCUACUAUCACAGUACCUUUUGAAGGACAACAAGUUAACACACGUAGUUCUUCAAUCGGCCUUGAUGAACAUGGUUUCGUGUACUUUUCAUCCGCUUGCAGCAAAGGUCAAAAGUGCUCGAUCCAUGUUGCUCUGCAUGGAUGUCGACAAGGAAAAUGGUUUAUAGGUGAUACAUUCAUAACUAAGACGGGCUAUUUGGAAGUUGCCGAACUCAACAAUUUAAUUGUGCUAUUUCCUCAAGUCACUCCAACAGCAACUAUCCCAAUGAAUCCAAUGGGUUGUUGGGAUUGGUGGGGCGCCAACACACCAAAUUAUGCAAUCAAAACUGCUCCACAAAUGUUGAGUAUAAAACAAAUGAUCGAGACUGUACGUAUGAUCAAUAGAGCUAUAGCUGCCUCUGUUCAGUAA
Rotaria sp. Silwood1 is the source of this 1125-nucleotide messenger RNA. The record is from the annotation of a GenBank genome assembly. NCBI's taxonomy places the organism in Eukaryota, Metazoa, Rotifera, Eurotatoria, Philodinida, Philodinidae.